AGCCUGCGGCCAAGGUGUGCUGCGGCUGCUCAAGAGUAGGUCGUUACUGUCGAGAUCCUUUCUUUCUCACAUCUCCUCUCUGUUCCUACUACCAGACAGACUGCACCAGCUUCCUGAAGCAUAUCACCAUCUCAGAAUCCACGCAGAAUUACGAUACCGCAGCUCCUGGCGAGCAAGACCAAGCACGUAGUAAAAGACGGAAGAAAGAGCUAUAGGAAAGCGAAAUACCGAACGCGUCAAGACAGGCAACAGAAGCAAGGAUGGCGUCAGGACAAACAUACUUCCCUCCCCCUCCUCCUGGCGGCGAGUCCACAGGUCAACAGCAGCAACACUUCGCUCCUCCUCCAUCGUCGAACGAGACACAUUACCCUCCACCACCCCAGCAACAGCAACAACACUUCGCCCCACCUCCGUCCUUCGCACCGCCACCUGCCGUAUCCCCAGUCUCUCCACAACCGCAACGAGAGAGUCCGCAGCUCACUCAAUCGAACGAAAAGUCCCUCCCAUACUACCCUGCACCCCCCUCCGAAUCCCAAAAAGAGCCCGAAGCACAAAUCGCCCCCCUCGCCAGCCCCCGCCAAACCUCCUUCAACCGCCAAUCCACCGUCCCCGGCGGCGCCCCUCCCCCCGGCCAAUUCCAAGGCGCAGCCGCCACAAUCGACGACGUCGGGACCUUCAACGGCGGCAGCUACCGCAUCUCCCACCGCGACACCAACACCAUCGUCACAAUCCAACUCGCCAUGGGCUGUCCCAUCCAAGUCAAACCCGGCGCAAUGAUCGCCAUGUCCCCCACCAUAACCGUAAAAGGAAAUGUCCAAUUCAGCAUGAAAAAACUCCUCGCCCGCGGGCAUAUGUCGCAUUCGACAUUUACUGGUCCCGGGGAAUUGUUGUUGGGUCCGGCGAGUUUGGGGGAUAUAACGAAUAUUAGGUUGAGUGGGAAUGGAGAGACGUGGAUGUUGGGGAAGGAUGCGUUUUUGGCUUGUACGCAGGGUGUGACGAAAGAUUACGUCUCGCAAGCGUUGAGUAAGGCUUUCUUUUCUGGUGAGGGAUUGUUUGUGUAUAAAAUGGGUGGAACGGGGAUUUGUUGGAUUGAGAGUAUGGGGGCUAUUAUACGGAAAGAUCUCCGCGAAGGCGAAAAAUACAUCAUCGACAACGGCCACCUCGUCGCAUGGAAUUGCAGCUACGUCAUGGAACGUGUCGCGAGCGGCGGAAUUAUCAGUAAUAUGAGUGCCGGCGAAGGUCUGGUCUGUAAAUUUUCGGGACCUGGAACAGUGUUCAUGCAAACGAGGAGUCCGACGGCUUUUGCGCAGUAUAUGGCUGCGCAUGGAGGGGCGGCGUAGAACAGGUCGAUGAGGGGAAGAUCGUAGAUGGGUGAGGCACGUCGAGGGAAGAAAGGACCGGAGAAGGUCUGGACACGGGAUAAGAUUGUUGUGAUAUUCGUUGAUUCGUGCUGGAUGGAAUGUGCAUGGCAGGCAAAGAGGCGUUUCGGAUGAGAUUAAUGUGAUACCAAGAAUAUGGCAAAUACCGUUGUUCAAAUCUGCCCCAAGAGCACUCAAAUACGCGCGGCAACUUUCGUUUUCGAAGCUGCAGGGGACAAUCCGAGACAAGUUUCGUCCUCAAUCGUACAAGGCGUCUGCCUGUAUUUAUCUGUAAAAAAGGAAAGCUGCCAAAGCAUUGCAGUUACCUACAAUCUAGCGAUUUAUUCCUCUUCCUCCAUCUCCUCCUCCAGCAUUGUCCCUACGUGUCUCCUCAUUGUGAACUCAUCAGUACAGGGUUUGCACAACCUGUACAUGCCACCACGGGGCUUGGUAUAAAAUUGGGAAUGCGGCUUGGACUUUCUGCACCUGGAGCAGCGGCGCAGUUGAUUCUG
This is a messenger RNA of Cercospora beticola, 1870 nucleotides long. RefSeq names its product AIM24 family protein. The record is from RefSeq and is a predicted model, not a curated record. NCBI's taxonomy places the organism in Eukaryota, Fungi, Ascomycota, Dothideomycetes, Mycosphaerellales, Mycosphaerellaceae.